AUGAGACCAGUGCAGUUAGCAGUGCUUCUUGUGGUGGCCGUAGCGGCCUCCGGAGCGGCCCAAGUGGACAAAAAGGUGGCCAAACGCGGCGCCCUCGGUGCUGGCGGUCUUGGAUCGUGGGACCAACUGUCGCUGCUUUCCACCUUCCACCCCUACGCAGCCCUGCUCGGCGGGGGUGGCAACCUCUUCCACGGAGACAACAUCGGUUUGGCCUCGUCUCCCCACCUGGACCUUUACGGCCUCGGAGGCGGCCCCAACUACGGCGGUCUUGGACUUUUGAACGUCGGCACCGCCGCCCAGGUCGGCUACAACCCCUACUUUUCUGCCGCCCCCAACCCCUAUCGCAACCUGCUUUCGUACAACCCUUACAGAAAUAAUAACAAUAACAUCAUCCCCCAAUAUUCUCCUGCAUCCCCCAACCUGCAAUACCCUCAAGCCCCCAGACCGACGCCAACCUUCUCCACCCCAACCCCCACCCCUGACGCUGUGGACAAGGCCAUCAACACCUUUGCCAACACCGCCAUCUACAGCACCGCCGCUCCUCUGAAGAACUACACCCCUGCACUCAACUAUGAGGCCAUAAAGUCCUUCAACCCCUCCCCCACCUAUUCCCCUUCAAAGCCCUUCGUGCCCUCCACCCAGUACGAGCCUGUGAAGUCCUCUUACGAGUCAUACGAGCCAGUCAAGACCUCUCAAAAUUCGUACGAGCCCACCAGACUGUCCCUCUACACAAAUGCACCCUCUCCCCUGGAUGUGAAGCAACCUCAGGGUCACCAGGACAUGACCUCGGCCGUUCUGCCUGCCGUGUCCACCACCGUCUCGCCGUACCCUGCUCCUAGACAAGAGCUGAAACUUUCAGCCACCUACUCAUCCGCUGCAACGAGUCAAAAUGCGGCCACCCCUGCGCCGAGAUUUGCUGGCUACGGCCACCCUGUCUACGGUGUUUACGGAACCGCCUUCCCACCCACCUACAGGGACCAGCCGUACUUCCAGCACUAA
Molecule: messenger RNA, 999 nt
Organism: Neocloeon triangulifer
Lineage: Eukaryota; Metazoa; Arthropoda; Insecta; Ephemeroptera; Baetidae
Exons: 1
Coding region: 1-999 (332 amino acids)
Source: RefSeq, a predicted model, not a curated record